Messenger RNA from Daldinia caldariorum, 1941 nucleotides. RefSeq lists its product as uncharacterized. The coding region runs from base 280 to 1587 and encodes 435 amino acids. Gene Ontology annotation, molecular function: protein binding. The transcript has a single exon. The record is from RefSeq and is a predicted model, not a curated record. Lineage: Eukaryota; Fungi; Ascomycota; Sordariomycetes; Xylariales; Hypoxylaceae.
UAUCCUUGGCAUUAGUUUCGUUUUGCACGUGCCAUCGUGGAAGACUCGCGUUUGGCGACAGACUGAACCCCACCUUAGGUAAGCCUACCUACCUAAGGUAGCUGGCAGCGCUGGGUAGGUACGUAGGUAGGGAUCAAAGAUAGAGAGAUGUUGCGUGUUACAUAGCUUAAGGCAGGUAGGUGCGCCUUGAUCGUUUGCAGAUGUCCAUCAGUUCUAACUUCGUUCUAAUUUCUCUCUAAACCUCAACCACUAUCAUCACCAAAUAUCCGCAUAGCGACAAUGUCCCCAAACCUCACUACAAUCCCCUUGGAAAUACUGAUCCAAGUCACUUCAUAUCUCGAUACUCGAGACUACGCAGCUGUUCGUUUGGUCUGCAGGAAACUCGAAUUCUUGCUCUUCCGGCCAUUUGCUCAAAAAUACUUCACUCUCAUCUGGUUCAUGAGAACUGAAUAUGAUUUGCAGGCUCUUGUGGACAUAUCGGAGUCCCGCCUAUCACCCUACCUAAAGCACGUACUAAUCGAGGAGGAUAUCUUCUGUUGGGGAGUAUUCAAACAGAGAGAAAACGAUAGCUAUUUUAUAAACAAAACGCUCAAAUGUUUACGCCUCGUAUCUCCGCGCGAGAGACUUAAAUUUCUCGAAUUCGCUGCCGAGCAGUCGGAAUUCCUCAGUACCGGACGUGAUCGGGAACUGCUUAUCAAGGCCUUUCGCAAUCUCCAACUUGAAACAGUCGAAAUUCGUGGUUUACCUUUUUUCGGUCAUUACAAGAUUCGAAGUUCGGGAACUUAUAAAGCCUACAAGAAGACCAGAUUGCAUAACAGGUUCUUUACGCACCCUGACUUGCGCCCUGACUUGCAGCCUGACUUGUUCGAAUGGGACCUGUUCGCAAAAUGUGCGCAAUCCGUCCUACUUGCGUUAGUAGACUCGAGAGCGAGGCCGAGACGAUUUAAAAUUUAUGCAAUGUUGCCGGCAAUGAAUGGCCGAGCACUCAACAUCCCUGACUUCCCAGAAGAUGCCGUCCAGUCCAUGGCUUCUAGCCUAGAAACUAUGGAAAUAGAAAUAGAUUCGGAUCGCCCACCUGGUCUCGAAUAUCCUUUUAACAGCGUCAUUUCACACGCAACCCAUCUCAAGAAAUUACGCAUCGUUGCCCGAGUUAAUUCAGAGUUUAUCCAGUGGCUGGGGGCUCCAGUUUCGCACAAUGGUUAUAACAUACCACCUCCCGCACUUACGGAACUUCAUCAUUGCUCGCUUAGAGGCUGCAAUUUACCUAUGCUGAGCCUCCUUUACCUCAUUCAAAAGUGCUCGAGCCUCCGGAGAUUGGUCGUGUUUGACGUGGAGUGCCUUGAUUUCCGUAUGAUAGAUGACUUGGGCUCCGACGAGGCUGCACUUGUUCGACUUUUGAAGAAGAUACUCCAGUCAAGCACACAUCUCGAGUUUAUCUGCUUAGUUAAGUUGAAUUUGGUGCGUUGGGAGAAGCGUGUCGUUUUUUCAAGAAACAAUGGCCCUCUACGCCCAUCAUUCAUUUACAAGGGGGAAAAUAUGAAGGAGGAGCUUGAGGAACUAAAGAUUGCGGUGGAGGCGGUGGAGUAAAGCCAUAUAGUAAUUUUUCGAAUGAUGGUUAUAGCUUAUGGCAGAUUAGGCUAAUAACUGAAGUUAUUUAAAUAGCUAAGAGGCAUUCCUCUGUUGAGCGGUUAAUAGAGUUGUCAUCCUGUACCUGUGGUCUGUAAUAACAGCGUUCAGUGAUAGAGGGGGCCGGAUGGGUACCUAAGGGACCUCCAGUUAUCAGGAUAUGAAAUGCAUCUUCCAUCAUUGGUCUACCUAGUACCUACCUAACCUAACCUAGGCUAAGGUACUAGGUACAUAGGUACAAAUAUUAAUGCGAUUCAUCAUUCAUGUGCAGCGCUGAAUCAUUGACCUAAAACAGUAAGCGUCCGCGUGUGGAAG